CGCCGUCGUCGUCGUCGUCGUCGGCGUCGUCGUCGUCGUCGUCGUCGCCGCCGCCGCCUUCGCCGUCGUGCUGGUCGGUGUUGUGCGCGUCCGCUCACGUUGCUGUCCAGUGAACGUACGCGUAUCGCUUCCCGUGAAUCGUUCUGUGUUUUUUGUUUUCGUGCUCGUGUCAAAGUUAAAACACGCCCACGAGCCGCGAGUAUAAAUACGUGCGUCUGACAAUUUCGAUCGCUCGGUCGAGCAUCGGCCGAUCUUCCCGUGGCCGUGGGGACGAAUUUUGGAGCGAGGAUCGAGCGAGAUUUACGGUGGAUCGAUGAGACCGGCACAGGGCCAAGUUGGCGGAAGCUGACCGAUAAUACACAAAGUGAGAACUCGGGUCUGUUGUUCCGUUCCGGUUCCAUUCCCGGUCCCAGUGUGUGUCCGCUCGAUUGUUCGGAUCUUUGUUUAUCUCGAUACCGAUCGAUAACCAGAGGUGUCAAUCGUCGCACGACGCUUUUCACGCGCUCGUCAAACGUGCGGGAUAAGCUGUAUUUGCCGACGUUUCGAGUCUUCGUCUUUUUGGCCAGCUUUCUUCUUAAGAGAAUGUCGUCGAUGCGAACGCAGUCGACCAGCGGCGGUGUCCUGGGGCUGAGCAGCGUCGGUUCCGACAGGACCGGUGCCACGUCGACCGGCGCCGGUUCGCAUUCGCACUCGCACAGGAAACACCAUCACCAGCACAGAAGCAGAAGCGCGCCCCGGGCGCCGGAGAAACCGCCACGGAAACGGCACCUGAACCCUGGCCACAGCCUAGCGUCGAUCCCCAGCCAGAUCAAGUUGUCGAUGUUGAACAGCGGCCUCAUCUCUUUCGCGUCCGAAGAGCUGGGUGGCAGUAUGAGUACCACCCUACCGUCCGCGCCCACCGAACUCUCGCAAUUCCCGAAGCUUUGCGAGCUGCGUCGAAAGUUCCCCGUUCUAUACCGCGUCGAGUUUCAGACAGCUACGAAAGUGGAAACGCAUUCUUGUAGACACGCGACCAAGCCGGCCAACAAAGAGAAGAACCAGAACCAGAGGUGUAUACCUUAUGACUACAACAGGGUCGUUUUGGAUCACAUCGAAGGCGAGCCUGACUCCGAUUACAUUAACGCUUCUUACGUAGAUAGUAUAUUGAAACCAAACGCUUACAUCGUGACUCAGGGACCGACGGAGAACACCGUGACAGAGUUCUGGCGAAUGGUUUGGCAAGAGAAGGCCUGCUGCAUCGUAAUGUUGACGAAAACGUUCGAUUUCAUUAAGGUGAUGUGCGUGCAGUAUUGGCCGGCCAGCAAGGACAAGGACGAGGAGUACGGCGGUAUCGGUGUUUCCGUACUGAAGGAAGAGGAGCUCGCCAAUUUUCACAUACGAACGAUAAGGCUUUACAAGAAGAACGAGAACGACGAGAUCACGGAAGAGAGAACGCUGUUACAGUUCCACUACACGGAAUGGCACUCGCACACGUGUCCGUUUGGCAACGCGGUUUUAGAAUUUCGUCGACGCGUAAGGGCAGUGGUCGGGUCGACCAUAAAAAAGGAUUCCGGUCCUAUGGUAGUGCACUGCAACGACGGCGGAGGGAGAUCCGGGGUGUAUCUGGCUAUAGACGCGAACAUGGAACUGGCCGAAGAGGAAGACGCUUUCAACGUGUUCGGCUACUUGAAAAAGUUACGGCAAAGUAGAAGAGGACUUAUCGAGAACUUGGAACAGUACAAAUUCGUGUACGACACGCUGGAGGAGUUCGUCGUGUGCGGCGCGUCGUGGUUCCCAGUGUCGGAACUGUCGCAGCGUCUCAAGCAGAAGAGCGUGAAAGAUCCGCUAACUAAGAUGAACGAAUAUCAACGGGAGUAUCAGCAGAUUUACAAGCAGACGCCGCGUUUCACUAUCGGCGACUGCGCCGGAGGUCACAGGGCCGAUAACAGGGAGAAGAACAGGGACGUUUUAGUAGUACCGCCCGACAACUUCCGGCCGUACCUCACCAGCUUCCAGGGUAACAGUUAUACUGAUUAUAUAAACGCUGUCUUUGUCGACGGUUACACCAAGCCGAGGGAAUACAUCGUGACGGAGUGGCCGCUUCGACACACUUGCGGCGAAUUCUGGUCCCUGGUUUACGAUUACGAGUGCUCCGCGGUGGUGGUGCUUUGCGUGCCGCCACCGGGAUCCACCAAUUUCCCGAGUUUCUGGCCCGAGGGGAAGCACUCGAAGAAAUACGGACCCGUGUUUACGAUCGAUCACAUCAGCCACAAUCACUACACGAACAUCAAAACUUGGAUUUUCAGGAUAAACAAGAAGAUCGUGUCGCUAACUGAGUUAAUGGCCGGCGUGAAGGCGCCGCCGAAGACGGUGCAGCUAUUUCAGCUGACCUGCUGGCCGAUGGGCCACAAAGUUCCGACGUCGACGAACAGCCUGGUCGAGUUGAUGAACAUGGUCGAGAGGUGGAGGCAACGGACCGAUUAUGGGCCGGUGGCUGUGGUCUCGCCCGACGGCAGGAGUCGUUGCGGCGUUUAUUGCGCCGCAAACGCGUGCAUAGAGCAGGUGAUACAACACGGGGAAGUGGACAUUUUCCAGGCGGUUAAAACCGUGCGGAGACACAGGCCCCAGCUCGUAGAGAAUAUGACGGAAUACAAGUACUGUUACGAUCUGGUGUUGCACUACGUGCUUCACUAUCUGAACAAGGAUAUGAACGAGAAGAAGUGAGAAAACGAGUUGAGGGACGAGCUGUGGUUCAUCGAGUUCGGCAGGGGCGCCGCGCUGCCGUUGACCCCGGAGGAGGCUCCAGCAGAC
Messenger RNA from Ceratina calcarata, 2790 nucleotides. It is a transcript of the gene Ptp36E, whose product is annotated as protein tyrosine phosphatase 36E. NCBI's taxonomy places the organism in Eukaryota, Metazoa, Arthropoda, Insecta, Hymenoptera, Apidae. Bases 583 to 2703 code for a protein of 706 amino acids. The transcript is spliced from 14 exons. Gene Ontology annotation, biological process: protein dephosphorylation. The record is from RefSeq and is a predicted model, not a curated record. Gene Ontology annotation, molecular function: protein tyrosine phosphatase activity.